Plasmodium gonderi is the source of this 4029-nucleotide messenger RNA. RefSeq names its product SET domain protein. The transcript has 2 exons. The coding region runs from base 1 to 4029 and encodes 1342 amino acids. The record is from RefSeq and is a predicted model, not a curated record. NCBI's taxonomy places the organism in Eukaryota, Apicomplexa, Aconoidasida, Haemosporida, Plasmodiidae. Gene Ontology annotation, molecular function: protein binding.
AUGAAAACUUCAAACGCGUAUGAGAAUGUAAAUGCAAACGCAAGUAGUAACAAGUGUAGCAAUUCUAAAAAUGUUUUUACGAAUUCAGCAUCUGUAAUAUGGAUCGAAAAAGAAAAAUUAGAUUCUAUUAUUCACAUUCCUCUAUACUCUAACUUGUCAAAAUAUGUCUCCGAUUUGAGCAGACACCCAGUAAAGCAAAAAAAGAAAGAAGAUAUUUUGUCCAAGAUUUUCCUUCUCUUUGAUGAUAACAGUUGCAAUAUUGCUGUUGAUAUAUCGCCCUUGUGCGAAUCUAACAAUAACAAAAUUCCACUUCUCAUUUAUGAACGGUAUUACUUCUGGAGUCUUCAUUUUUUAUUUGAAAAAUCGAAAAUAAAAAGACAGAAAUUAAAUAUAUGUUCAGAUUUCAAUUGGAGGUGUGGAAUCAACAAAUAUAACAUGUAUGAUGACGAUGUGUAUAUGUACACAUCUAUUUAUAAUUGCGCAUACAAUAGAAACGAUGAUGAGAAAAAUGGAAGCAUUAACAAUUAUUCUGAGUUAGCCACAGAUAAUCACAAGGAGGUGAAUAAAGAAUUGACUAUAUAUAAUAAAGACUAUAUAAAAUAUUUGUACCUUAAUGAUCUCAAAAAUAAUGCCAUGGGAAAAAAUGGAUCAAACGAGCAAAGUGGAGAAAAUGAUCCUAAAAUAACACCAAAUGGAGAUUCCCUUUUUGAACAAAAUGUAUAUUCGAACAACGAAAUAAAAUGGUACCGCUUAAAGAUAAAAAUUGAAAGUGUUGAAAAAAAGAAAAAAAACAAAAACUACAAACAAAACAUGAAUAAAAAUAAAAACAGUACGAUUAAUAGGCUCCAUUAUAAGAAUUUUAACAUUUACAAUAACAGUAGUAGUAAUAAAAAUAUUAACUUUUAUUAUAAUAGUAAUAAAAAUUUCUUCUCUGAAAAGAGAACAUGUAAUAAUUUCAUAAAUCCAAAAAAAGAAACAUAUGAUCAUUCCUUUAAUGCAAAUAUCAUGAAUAAAAUAAGUCAUUUAUCACUCAUAGACAAUGAUGCUACGAGGAAAAAUAUUAGCAAUUUAAUAAAAAUGCAAAAGGAAUCUUUUUGUGCCUUAAACCAGGGAAAUGACAAAAAUAUAUUAGACACAUCAAAUGAUGAACUAUUACAACCAACUUCAAAUAGAAGGAGCAAUGAAUCCAUCUUCAAUUCAAACAAGGGAGAAAGUUUAGUUAGCAUCAGUAAUCAUAAUGGAAAAAGGAGGAAAAGAAAAAACUGGUUCUAUUAUGAAAGCAGUAGCAACGAAACGAACCCUUGUCUAUAUGAUGAUGAUGAUAAGACAAUCUCUGGGAGGAAUUUUGUUUGUGUGCCUGAUCGAGGAUGUGGAUACGCGGAAAAUAAAAGGAAAAAAAAAAGGGAUGCACAUGGGAAUGGUGAUGGGAAUGCAAACGAGAAUGACCAAAUGGAUGACCACAAGAAUGACCCCACAAAUGACCAUUUGAGGGGACAGUGGAAAAAUAUUUUUAGUGUGCUCGGAGCCGUGAACAAUUGUGGAAGCGCAAAAAAUAGCCCGAAUCGGCAGGGAGGCAAUUCUGAAAAAAAAGAGGUACUAAAAAGUUGUAAUCCUGAACCAUCCAUUAGUUACGAUCAUGUAAUCACAGAAGAGCUGAAGGACACAUUAACCAAUUUGAACGUAUGUUCAGAAAAUAGAACAUAUGUGCGAAUGGUUAACGCAGGUGAUUCUAGCACUCAGUUCCACAGCUUCGAUAUUGAAGAGGAAAUCGAAGCACAUGUGUUGGAAAACGUACCAAUAACAGGAAAGGAGGAUAUCCCAGAAAGAAUUUGUGAAACGGAAAAAAGUCAAACUAUUAUGAAUGAAGAAAAAAAUAAUGAAAGAGAUAACAAUAACUGUCUAAUUGGGAACACCAAAUUAUAUCCAAAAGAAAUAGAAGAAUGCAAUACAGAGUUUAGAAGCAUUGUAUCUGAAGAAUGUGAUAAAAAAGAUGAUAAACUAAAAAGUAUGAAACGAAGAAAUCAUAACAAUGAGGCACAAAAUUUGUACAUAAAUAAAAUUUUAAACAAUAUUAUUAACAAACAGAAAUCUCAUUUAAAUUCGUUAUCAAAAAAUUUUGAAAGAAUUCAAGGAUUUUAUAAACAAAAUUAUAAAAUAUUCCUUAUUCAAAAUAAAGAUGAUUUAAAUGCUAAACGAAACUGUUUUAAAAAUGAUCAAAAUUUAUAUGUCUUAUCUUCUUUACCUACAAAUGAUGAAUUUGGUAAUGACCUUAACAUAUUUGAUCAGUUUAAGGCUUAUUUGCGAAUGUAUAAAACGGGAAAGAAUCAGCAAAACUAUCAAACAAAAAAAGACAUAAAUUUAUGUAAUCCAAGAGGAACUGAAAAAUGUAAUUCCAAAAAUGAAGCAGAUGAUGCCAACUGCACAGAGAAGAAAGAACACGCACAUGAAGGUUCAAACAGCAACCUUGGCAAUGAUGUUAUCGAGGAGGCAUCCAGUUUAUCAGAGAAAAAAAUUGAAUAUAUGAAUAUCCAUAAUGCUACAAAUUAUUCAACAAAAAUUGUUCCAGUUCCAAAAGGAGGGAAGGAAGAUACAGAGAUUGCACUGCAAGGAGGAGAAGCAGCAGCAGCAGUAGUAGGGACACAAAUACAUGCAACAAAUCUGAAGGCAUCCGAAAACGAAAUAAUAUUUCAUGCAGUAAAUAAAAAGAGUCCAAGUUGUGUAAAAAGAUUAAAAGAAGGAGAUUAUUUAUAUAUAAAGUUUAACUAUUCAUAUGAUGAUUAUGAUAAAAUAAGAGUAUUAAAAAAAGAAAAUGUUCUUCAAAUACUUAUUUAUCUAAUGCAAAAUCAAGAAUGUUUGAAACUAUCCAACAUUUCUACAUAUUCACCGGAUUUGCUAUGGAACCUAUCUUUACAUUUCAAAAAAAAUACGCACGAUAUGGAAUUAAAUUUAGACAAGAUGUAUUCUCAUUUUUGUAAACGUUAUGAGAUUAUUUCUUUAGAUGGAGAACCCAGAGCCGAAUGUCAGUUGAAGUUGAACAUUCAGCCCAAGGGGGUAUCAAAACGGGAUUAUGAACCAGAAUUUGAACAAAAAUUUCAGCACAGAUUUGAAGGCAAAUUUAAACCCAAUUUGGAAUGCGAACUAGAACCCAAUUUGGAACGAAAACUUGAACCCAAUUUGGAACGCGAACUUGAACCCAAUUUAGAACCCCAUUUUGAAGCCGAAUCUGAUAGCGAUUCAUUUGUAAAAAAUGCAAGAUGCAUAAAGAGCGCAAAGAAAGCCAGGAAAGAAAACCUCAAAGAAAUGGAAAUCAUGAAGUUGAAAGAUAAUGUCUCGUUUUUGGACAAAUUCCUUCAAAAUGUAAAUGAUGCCAAGUUAAAAAAAUUAAAAAAGAUGCAAACAGAGUACUACAAAAAGUAUGAAUUUGACAGAACAAUUAACCGAUUAAAUAAACAGGAGCUUAUCAAUCUGUUCAUAGAUAAAAAAAUUGAAAUGAACACUCUUCCACUUUCAUUUUUAAAAGAAAAAGGUAGGAAUAUUAUAUAUGAAGAAAAUAUAAAAAUGAACAUGUUUGCAUGCAUCAAAAUAAUAUUUGAUGAUAUUAAAGGUAGAUGUAUCUACGCAGCUAGCGAUUUGAACAAAUUUGAUUUUAUUUUUGAAUACGUUGGAGAAUUACUAACACAUAACGAGGCAAUGGAAAGAGAGAGAAAAUAUAAUAAAAAUAAAAAAAAAGGGUGCUAUAUGUUUUAUUUUAAGCAUGAAAAUAAAAGGUAUUGUAUAGAUGGAACGGAAGAAAACAUUGAUGCUGCUAUAAAUAAUAAAGACAAAAAAUAUUUCCUUCGAUCCUUCGCUAGAUUAGUCAAUCAUUCAAAGAAAAACGCCAACCUCAUCCCUAAAGUUCUAACCGUUUGCAGUCUUCCCAGACUUUUCUUUGUUGCCGCAAGGAAUAUAAAAGAAGGAGAAGAAUUGUUAAUUGAUUAUGGAGAACGUAACAGGGAAAUCAUCAAGAAUAAUGAGUGGUUGAAACGAUAG